Molecule: messenger RNA, 3939 nt
Organism: Linum trigynum
Lineage: Eukaryota; Viridiplantae; Streptophyta; Magnoliopsida; Malpighiales; Linaceae
Source: the annotation of a GenBank genome assembly
CUCCUCUAUUUAUUAGACAUUUUCUACCGAAAAAAUUACUAACAAAUUCAUUUGACUAAUAGUAGUGAUUUUAGGAUGAUAGUAGUGAUCGUAGAAUUUUUAAUUAAUAUCGACAGUUUUUUGGGAGGCUGGUAGUAGUGAUUCUGGAGGGUCAUAGUGAUUUUCAUGUAGCUAAUAGUGUUUUAAAUUCUUUGAAUUUCUAGCGAAUGAUUUUUUUUAAUAAGAAUCACUACCGCACAUUAUAAAACAUACUAGGAACAGAGAAAAUGACUACCACAGAUGGUCAAAUCACUACUAAAAGAUGAAUAAUCACUACUAUACAUGAGGAAAAUGCUAAUACUGAACAAAAACCACUACUAUUAAAAUCUAUACAUGGGUUCCCAUUCCUUUCUCUCCUUCUCGUCGAGUGGUAUAUAUCGUCCAAAAUCACUACGUAAACCUACAAUCCCCAUUACAAAAUCACUACUAUAAACUACAUUGAUAGUAAGAGGCGCACUUGAGGUGAACGGAGGCGACGAAAAGGGUUGUGAGCGGUUGAAGAGACGAUUGUGAAUCUGAAAUAAAGAAGCGAGGCAAAGAGCCUAGAUCUGGUGUCGGAUCUGCUUAAUGGUUAUACCGAUCUGCCAUUCCUCUGGUAUACCUUUCUGCCUUUCACAGCAGUCUUGGCGGCGACCUCAAUACCGGCGGUUGAUAGAGAGAGCCGACGAAUCAUGGGGGAGACUCCUCCAUCGCCAUCGUCGCCGCUUACCUCCUUUAUCGGCAUCUCGUGCUACCCUUCUUGCCUGUCGCCGCCUGCCUCUGUCGCAUUUGCAUGUCUUUGUGAGCGCCCCUUCCUUCCCAUCGCCGCACCGUACGCACAAAUGGAUAAGAUGUGAGAGAGGAGAGACGGUUGGUGUUGAAAGAGUGGAAAAUGGAGAGGCGACCGUGGAUGAGAGGGAAGGUGAGAGGUGCUUUUUAUAUUAGGGUUUAAUAUGAUAUUACUAAAAUAUUCUUCACUUAAUAUAAAAGCCUUUAUUCAGUCAAAAAUAAAUGGAAGUUGAUUUAUGGAAUUAGGAUGGUGCUAACGGGGUAUGGGGUUAGCAUCCCAUUCCAAAUUACCACGCUCCAAUUACUAACCAAACAUAAUUUUUUUUAUCCAUUACUACAAUUUGUGACUUGUGAGAUUUAUACGCAAUUCCCCACCAAAUUAAUCUAACGGUGGGAAAGUCGUCGUCACUUCUUCAAGACCUUCCCUCAUUGGUCAAUUCCGUUACAUUGCCUUGUUUGGGUUCAAAUAUAUCAAUAUAUAUAAUAAAAAAAGAGGGUGACGUGUCAGCCAAAUCAAGACGGCAACUUCCUCGGAGGAUUCAGCCGUAUCAAAUUCAUUUGCCCUUCACCUUCAGAGCCAUCAAUUCUUCAAAAUCUGCACUAUAUAUAAAAUUGGGUCUUGAUCAUUUCUGCCUUCUGUAAUCUGCAGCUUUUCUUGAACUCUGUGAGCUCCAGAAAUGGCUUCCCAGGCGCACUUGGACAAGAUGCAGCUCCGCCAGAACUACCGCAAUCUCUGGCACAGCGAUCUUGUCCACACCAUUCAGGCUGACACUCCAUAUUGCUGCCUUGCUCUCUGGUGUGGGCCGUGUGUAUCGUACUUGCUCCGCAAACGGGCACUUUACAAUGACAUGUCAAGGUAUGUUUGCUGUGCUGGUUACAUGCCUUGCAGUGGAAGGUGCGGCGAGAGUAAGUGCCCGGAGUUCUGCCUUUGCACUGAGGUCUUCCUGUGCUUUGGAAACUCUGUAGCAUCUACCCGGUUCCUGUUGCAAGAUGAAUUCAACAUUCAGACAACACAGUGCGACAACUGCAUUAUCGGCUUCAUGUUCUGCCUCCAACAAAUUGCUUGCAUAUUCUCCAUAGUUGCAAUGAUUGUUGGAAGUGAAGAGAUAUCAGAGGCUUCCCAGUUGCUAUCUUGCUUGUCUGAUAUGGUCUACUGCACGGUCUGUGCUUGCAUGCAGACGCAACACAAGAUCGAAAUGGACAAACGAGAUGGCAAGUUUGGUCCGCAACCAAUGUCAGUGCCGCCGAUGCAACAGAUGUCACGUUUGGACCAACAAGUCCCUCCCUCUGUUGGUUAUCCACCUCAACCAGGGUAUGGCUACCCACCCCCUCAGGCUCAGGGAUACCCUCCGGCUGGAUACCCACCACCUCAGGCGCAGGGAUACCCUCCAGCAGGGUACCCUCCACCAGCCUAUCCUCCAUCUGGCUACCCACCAAAGUGACCUAUUGAUACCCUCCUCCAUGGUCGCCAUUGUUGAUAUGCGAAUUGUAGGACACGGGACGGCUAUGUGGUUUGGCUAUAUAUACAUUCAUAUUUGCAUUGAGGUUGCUCUGAAACUGGACUCUCUAUUUGAUCUAUAUCUUGGAAGGAACUUGAGCUCGGAACUUUGGCUGUUCAUUUAGGUGGGUGGAAGAGAUUAAUUGAUUGAUGGCCAUUGAUUCUUGACAUGUGGGGUUUGAACAUUUUUUUAUGCGCAGUAGUAACAUUAUGGACCGACAGAGUUAAUUAUCUGGUUGAAUUUCUUGUGUUGCUCUUCUGUGUUUUGUUGUUCCCUUGGCUACUUACUCCUCCAUGGUUGAAAAAUUUGCCAAGGUGGAUUUUUAUAUUUCUCUCUGGGCUCCAUGAAAUCCCUCACCCUGAGUGGCUGAGUCCAAUCAUAUGAAUCGAAGGUCAUUGUAAUGGGCCUCCAUUACCUUGGGCCAGCCUCAAUGUAGGAGCAGACAAUCCGUUUCUGCAAAAAUUGUAUUCUUUUGCCAGCAAAAGGCCCAGCUCAAAAGCCGGCCGUUUCUGACGACCGCACUUCAAAUUCAAGCAGAAGCAGGCAUCUCCACCGUUGUUUUCCAAAUCAAACCUAAUCCUUCCUCUUUGCUCGUCAGUCUCCUUCGCCAGCUAGUGCCUCUGCCUAUUCUCCUUCUCCAUGAGCUAGCUAUUAUCGCAGUAAAAAUCACACCCCAACAAAUUUAUAUGUGGGUUCAUUCUAACCAGACCAAUGUUGUAGGUGGUAUAAGGAAGUGAUUAAAAUUUAUACACCGAACUUUUUUCGAAUAUUUGAGUUAUUGAAAUUAGUUGAUUUAUGAUAUGACAUCAGAGUUGGUUUGAUCGUUCGUGAGUAUUUAUGCUUCAAAUCUCAUGACCCCAAGCCCAUGAUUUGACUUUCAUUUAAACGGGCAUGUAAAGAAGUGGUUGAAAUCCAUACAUGAAUCUCUCACGACAACUCGAGUUAUUGUGACCAGUUAGUUUCUAGCGUACGGUGCAACAUAAGUGUUGGUUUGCAUCUCGACUAUUGUAAAAAAAAAUAUAUAUAUAUGAACCGAACAAAUGCAGCUCGACCUUCAACACAUACUAUUUCCUCGACUUUCAAAUACGGAUAAAAAUAUGUCCACAGUUUGUCAUAAUUUUGGAAAAUAGAUUAACCGAUUAUUAAUGUUUUAGUCCCUUCUAAAUUAUCAGAAAUCAAAUCACUUAAUCUUUAAGUCUUUUACCCUCCCUCGCCCAAAUUUCUUAUCCACCACUGUUCAAAGUCAAAUCUGAAAUUCGAUAUAAAUAUAUAAUUUUUAUCAUAUUGAUUGAUUGUACUUUGUGAGAAUGUUAAGCAGGAUCAGCUUCGAGGUAGAAAUGGUAGGGUUAUUUAUUAGGAAAUAGGUUGUACACUUUGUACAGUGUAAAGGUGAAUAUGCUAACAAGUCACAACUAAUGUUAAGAUUUUGCCUCGUUAAAUUAAAGUUUCGUCAAACUAACCAUUUUGGUUCAUGUAAUUUGUUUCAGUUACCAAGCAAACCCUUCAACUUUUCAUAUUUGACCAGUUUGUUCUCUGUCUUUACCGAACUUAUUCCUAUUGUUGUCAAUUUUCAUCAUUCAUCAGAGGAAAUAAAAUAUCAUUGUCAAUACUAUAAGAAAUUUUUAUUUUAUUU